CGAAAACCGAGAACCAAACAUUCGCGAGAGAAUCGAAAUCCAAGAAUCGCAGCAAAAUAAUUUCGAUCAAGAGACAAUAACCCAUCAAUCCCUUUUUUUUCCCCUCGAAAAAAUCCAAGCGAAAGUCGUUUCUUUUCGUGUCACUGUUCCGGGGAGAGAAAGAAGGGGGGAUGGAUUGGGACAACGUAGCUGGUGAGGAUGUGAUCGAGGCGUUGAGGGAGGUCGAGUGGUCGACACCUCCUCGUCCUUUGGGCGAAUUCUUCUCCAGAUUCGCUUUCCCUCGCUCCUUCUCCAAAUUGACCAGUCGCCUCAAAUGCAAUCUAUACUACUAUAGGACCAAUUACUUCAUCUUGGUGAUUUUCGUUCUGGGUCUUGCGUUAAUUACCAGACCAGUGGCUAUCAUUGGUGCUGCUCUUACAGCAUUGGGCAUAGCUUUCCUUAACGACAGCUUUGCAGCUAGUUUUAAUGAGAAGGUGAUACGGACUGUAAGGCGUUUCUCCCCGCACUUAGCUGCAAAGAUGAGACCUCCCCACAUGCCUGUCAUUAGGGGACGGUCUUCAGCAAGAAAGACGAUUUACAUCUGUGGCCAACCACGCUUUGUUUCCGUCUUUAUUUGCUUAGCCGUCAGCCUUGUCUUGUGGUUUUCUUCUUGUGGAUUGUUGUGGGUCCUCUAUGCUCUUCUCGCUGGUAUUCUCGCUAUCGUUCUUCACGCAAGCCUCAGAACUCCAAACCUGAAGGCACGUCUGAAUACAUUCCGUGAAGAAUUCCGUGCUGUCUGGCGCAACUACAGUGAACUCUGAGACAUAGGGGAGCUAAGCCGUUACUGUUUUCGAGCAAAGGGCAUGUUGCAGUUACUGCAAAUGAUUGUAGUGAACCAAUGUUGUUUUGGUUAGCCGGCGAAUCUUAGGCCACUGGUCCUGAAAUGCACAUUCCUCUGUUUUGUCCGAACAGAUAUGGUUGCCCAUGGGACGACUGGUUGUAAUGUAUUACUUGGAGAAUCAUGUUCAACACUUUUUUACAGUUUCUUAGUGGCCAAGUUUUAAUUUAA
Molecule: messenger RNA, 1048 nt
Organism: Tarenaya hassleriana
Lineage: Eukaryota; Viridiplantae; Streptophyta; Magnoliopsida; Brassicales; Cleomaceae
Product: PRA1 family protein A2
Exons: 7
Coding region: 171-800 (209 amino acids)
Cellular component (GO): membrane
Source: RefSeq, a predicted model, not a curated record